Trichomycterus rosablanca is the source of this 1877-nucleotide messenger RNA. It is a transcript of the gene mgat2, whose product is annotated as alpha-1,6-mannosyl-glycoprotein 2-beta-N-acetylglucosaminyltransferase. The coding region runs from base 411 to 1751 and encodes 446 amino acids. Gene Ontology annotation, biological process: oligosaccharide biosynthetic process; protein N-linked glycosylation. The record is from RefSeq and is a predicted model, not a curated record. Lineage: Eukaryota; Metazoa; Chordata; Actinopteri; Siluriformes; Trichomycteridae. Gene Ontology annotation, cellular component: Golgi stack; Golgi membrane. The transcript has 3 exons. Gene Ontology annotation, molecular function: alpha-1,6-mannosylglycoprotein 2-beta-N-acetylglucosaminyltransferase activity.
UUUAGAAAACUCCCAACAAAUUCUGUGGACGCAGAGGAUGGGUGUCAAAACACGGAGUAUAUUGGUGUUCGAGAAGGAGCUGUUAAGAGCUGAAGAGACUGAAAACUACACCGAGAGAAAAUGGAUUAAAGAGAAUCGAUCAGAACUCGCUGCUAUGACACUCGCAGUGCACGACCAGAUUUUAAGCUGCAACUGCCCUGCCUCUAAGCACAAUGCCUUAUGGAAUUAAUUCUCGACAGCUUUGACAUCCCAUCACUGUUUACAUUCCAAAAGCAAAGAGUUUGGAAUAGAAGCACUUUUUACAUUUUUUUAUUUUAUUUGAAGCCCAUAACAUUUUUGGAAAGCAAACCUGUCAUUCUUUUUUUUUAACUUGUCUUUUAUCCUACUAUCCCACCGGGUGAAAGCUUAACAUGAGAUUCCGAAUCUACAAGAGAAAAGUGGUGAUCCUAACUCUGGUGGUUGUAAUCUGCGGCUUUGCCUUUUGGAGCAGUGGGAAGCAGAAAAAAGGAAGUGCUGUAUUUUCGAAGGAAGUAGAGGCUGUCAAGAAGAGCAGCAUUAGUAGCCAGGCACAGGUCACAGUACCAGUGACCCGGAAACCUGUAAAUGAAACGCUACCAGAGAGGAAAGCUUUGCCCAUGCCUGAGGUGGAUAAUACCACUUUGGUGUACCGGGGAAUUGUGUUCCAACUCAACUUCGACCAGACCUUAAGAAAUGAGGAGAAGUUCAGGUCUGUGCGUCAAAAGGAUGACCUGGUGGUUGUGAUUCAGGUGCACAACCGUCCGGAGUACCUGAGGCUGCUUGUAGAAAGCUUGAGAAAAUCAAAAGGUAUUGAGAAUGUCCUUCUUAUAUUCAGCCAUGAUUUCUGGUCCCCAGAGAUCAACCAAAUAGUGGCAUCCAUUGACUUCUGCUCGGUCCUCCAGAUAUUCUUUCCUUUCAGCAUUCAACUUUACCCACACGAAUUUCCAGGGCAUGACCCCAGAGACUGUCCCAGAGACAUUUCCAAGCAAGAUGCCUUAAAAGUUGGCUGCAUAAAUGCAGAUUACCCUGAUUCUUUUGGACAUUACCGAGAAGCCAAAUUUUCUCAGACCAAACACCACUGGUGGUGGAAGCUGCAUUUUGUUUGGGACAGGGUUCGAGUGUUAAAGGAUCACAAAGGAUUGGUGCUUCUUAUUGAGGAGGACCACUAUUUAGCUCCAGACUUCUAUCAUUUUCUUAAGCUGAUGACCUCUAUAAAGAAGGAGCAUUGUGCCGACUGUGACAUUCUUUCACUCGGAAGCUAUGGGCACAUCGGGUACUCCAGCAAAGCCAAUCGAGUUGAGGUGAAAGUCUGGAAAUCGACCGAGCACAACAUGGGUAUGGCCAUGGACAGGGAGACGUACCAAAAACUCAUCAAAUGCACUGACACGUUCUGCACCUAUGAUGAUUACAACUGGGACUGGUCACUUCAGCACCUCACUGUGACCUGUCUGCCCACUUACUGGAAGGUGAUGUUGAGUGAAGCACCCCGCAUCUUUCAUGCAGGUGACUGUGGCAUGCAUCAUAAGAAGUCCUCUUGUUUACCCAAUAGUCAGAAGACAAAAAUAGAAACCAUUCUUCAGAGCAGUACACACCAGCUCUUCCCAAAAACUUUGCUAAUCACUAAGAGACUGCCUGCAGCCGGGACUGGUGGAUUAGCCCCGCAUGUCAAAAAUGGAGGCUGGGGUGAUAUCAGGGACCAUGAACUCUGCAAGAGCUAUCUUCGGUUGCAGUGACCAGAAUCUGUAAUUUUGUUUGUUGGUUUGGUUGUUUUUGCAUCCUCUUAUGAAAGCCUUUACAAAUUCUUAAUUCUUUAUAUUGCCUGUUUUGUUGAAAUAUUCCAAAUAAAAUGGUAUAUGUAA